Molecule: messenger RNA, 1475 nt
Organism: Pararge aegeria (speckled wood butterfly)
Lineage: Eukaryota; Metazoa; Arthropoda; Insecta; Lepidoptera; Nymphalidae
Gene: Spf45
Product: splicing factor 45
Exons: 7
Coding region: 278-1456 (392 amino acids)
Biological process (GO): mRNA cis splicing, via spliceosome; alternative mRNA splicing, via spliceosome
Cellular component (GO): precatalytic spliceosome
Molecular function (GO): RNA binding
Source: RefSeq, a predicted model, not a curated record
UAUAGGGCCUGCGUCAAAGCCCUUUACUUUAGCCCCGUCAAACUAUUUACUAAUGACCGUGUGGCUAAACCUAAAAAAUUGUCAAAAAAGAAAUCUUACAACUAACAGAAAAAGAUAUGCUCGUGAUACUAUUCAAUCGGUUUAGUUACAUGUAUUCGUGACAAAUUAAUGGAAUGAAUAAUGAUGAUUGCUGUGUAAAAUAAUAGCAGGAUUUUUUUUUAUUAUUGUCCUAUAUUAUUGUUUGGCAUUAUUCAAUGAAUGAAUAUUCUUUCCUAAAAUGUCUUUAUACGACGAUCUGGAUACAAUAAAAGCUCGCACAACAGAAAAAGUAGCAGGAUGGUCUUCAGGUAUUAAACUUCUACAGUCACAGUUACAACUCAAGAAAGCUGCUGUAACUCAACCUAAAAGGGAGGCAUUACGAAGAUCCAAUCAGGUGUUGACCCCUGUAAUAGAUUUAAAAAGUAAGCCAAAAGAUGAAGAGGAUACCAACUCUGACAGCCCGAAAAUACAAACAAAAGCUUUGUCUGCAUCCUUAAAUGUCCGUGACUUUGAUUGGAAUGUUGCUAACGAGUAUGAUCCGAUGUGGCCUAAUGAUUAUGAGAAAGUUGCCAAAGAAAUGCAAGCCAAAAGGCUAAACCUUGAUGGCAAUGAUAGGGCUGACAGAGCAGAGAGAAAGCGCAAAUCAAGAUUUGGUGAUGAAGAAGAUUUAACUCCAGAGAAAACUCUUGUACCAAUGCAACCAGAGGAAGAAGAGGCAGAGGAGAUAUCAAAACGUGCAACUGGAGUUGCUAUAGCACCUCCUGCAUCGCUCACGAUGGAAUCACUGUCGCCCCCUCUACCAGUAGUCCCUGCGCCAAGCCCUAAUACAGGUUUCUCAAUUGGUGGAUAUGGUGCAAGUUCUAUAGCAGCAAAGAUUAUGGCAAAAUAUGGCUUUAAAGAAGGUCAGGGUUUGGGUAAAAAGGAGCAAGGAAUGUCGGUAGCAUUGCAGGUAGAGAAAACUUCUAAGCGUGGUGGCCGAAUCAUUCAUGAAAAAGAUAGUACUGUUAUGCCACCUCCUGGAUUUGCUAUCCCGAUUCUACCUGGAUCAGACUCUCCAAACUCAUCUGAUUCGCCACAAGCUUCUAAGCAAGAACCUUCAAUUACGGAAAUAAUGAAAUCACCCAGUAAAGUAGUUUUAUUAAGGAAUAUGGUGGGUCCUGGUGAUGUUGAUGAAGAACUUGAACCUGAAGUGAAAGAUGAAUGCAACACAAAAUAUGGCGAUGUCAUAAAGGUGUUGAUAUUUGAAUUACCAAAUGUACCUCAUGAUGAAGCUGUUAGAAUUUUUGUUGAGUUCAAACGAAUUGAAAGUGCUAUUAAAGCAGUAGUAGAUUUAAAUGGUAGAUUUUUCGGUGGUAGACAAGUCAAAGCAGGCUUUUACGAUGUAGAAAAGUUUAACUCUCUACAAUUGGUUGAAUAAAUGAAGGUGUCUUUCUAAA